Heterobasidion irregulare TC 32-1 is the source of this 2346-nucleotide messenger RNA. RefSeq lists its product as uncharacterized. The transcript is spliced from 2 exons. The coding region runs from base 1 to 2346 and encodes 781 amino acids. The record is from RefSeq and is a predicted model, not a curated record. Lineage: Eukaryota; Fungi; Basidiomycota; Agaricomycetes; Russulales; Bondarzewiaceae.
AUGCCGAUGCAAGACGGUGGCCCAGACUCGCAUGACAUGUCGGACGCCAGACAUGUUCUUUGGAGCAUGCUGACUUGUUCUGAAAGCAUCACAGAUCUGGAUGAUGUGUUUGGAGCCUACGACAAAGCUCUUCAGACAGUCACAGGAACAGGGUCUACGAUGCAGGACCUCCUUGAUGGCUUAGCACGAGAGUUGUAUAGCCGCGUCCGGAAAUGCGCCUCCAUCACAGAGUCUAGCCAAGUCAUCGCUCAGCAGGAAGCAUUCCUCCAGGCAGCACCAACUGAAUACCUCGCGUUGCAUCUUCGACAUGGGUUUCUGGGCGAUCUAUAUGAGCUCCGAUCGGAGCAAACUGAACACUUCGAAAUGCAGUAUGGCAUCAAUUCUGGGUUCUCUGACCUCGAAGACUUGGAAAAGGCCUACAAGCACUGGCGCGCGGCGAUCGCUCUGACUACCCCAUGCGAGGCUCGGUCCAUCUGGUUGAGCCGUAUGGGUAGCCGAAUCGUCAAUACUUACUAUGACACUCGACUCGCGGAUAAACAAAAUCCUGAUCGCCUUGAUGAAGCAGUCGCUUACCAUGAGGAGGCCCUGCAAGGCAUUUCUCGAGAUCAUCCCGAAUAUCCCAUCCACGUUUCUCGGCUGUCCAUUGCAUCUGUGCAUCGCUCCAAGGCGCGACUGUAUGCGCCUGUAGAGGGCAUGCCCUUAGACCCUUUCAUUGAAAUCCUUCGCAGAAUAGAGACGGAACCAGUCAUGGUGCGACGUCGCUUUGUUACCUCUAAUUCGACAUUCACUCUCCAGCGAUUCGAGAGCACCAAGGCGACUGGAGAUACCUUUUUCUAUACCAACAGGGAGCUGGCGUUGCAAGGCUAUGCGAGGGCGUUGGAGCUCUUGAUUCAGCUCGCCUGGGUUGGCACGGAUGUACAACAGCAGCGCAAGGAAUUGGUUAGCUGUGCAGGUGGUAUCACAAGCGACGCUGUAGCCUGCUGUAUCCAAUACGGCCAUCUCGAAGGCGCCGUUGAAUUCGUAGACCAAGGCCGUUCUGUCAUUUGGCAGUCAGCCUUACAGAUUCGAAUGCCUCUUGGCGAUCUAGAAGCUGCUCAACCCGUCAUGGCGCAGCAAUUACAGGCGAUAGCUAACGAACUUCAAGGCCUAGAAGCAGGGGAUGAUGCUCGCCGUCGUACGCUGGCUACACAGUGGGAGCAGCUCGUGGGCAUGAUCAGAAGUAUCCCAGGCUUUUCCGAAUUUACCCAGCCCAAACGAUUCCAUGAUCUAGCGAAGGCUGCAGCGUUCGGCCCCGUGGUUAUCGUGAACGUGUCUUCAUUCCGGUGUGAUGCUUUGAUCAUAUCCUCCAAAUCUGAAGCUGUCCGACACGUCCCCCUUCUCGACGUCAGCCAUCGCCAUAUCGAGAAACUUCUUUUAGAGCUAAGACAAGCUCUGGUCACCUCAGGACGCGACAUACGAGGUGCAGCUCGCCAUUGGCAACAGCAAAAGGCACGACAAGUCGAUGGUGAUUCCAUAUUGUCGAAAAUACUCGCCUUCUUAUGGGACUUCAUAGUUUAUCCCAUCAUACACGCUCUUGGAAUACACAGGAAUGUUUCUGGCACCCUUCCUCGUUUAUUUUGGUGCCCAUUGGGGCCACUUGCCUCUUUCCCUCUACACGCAGCGGGAAAAAAUGACGUGAAUGUCAUGGAUUUUGUUGUGUCAUCUUACAUCACAAACCCUAGCUCGCUUCUUAGAGCCUCCUUGUCCAAGUCUCUCAUUGGGGCCCCUCGCGUCCUCAUCGUUGCCCAAUCGGACACACCGGGUUCUGCUCCCUUACCUAUGGUCCCAGUUGAAGUGGAUGUCAUCCGUCGCAGCCUAGGCGAUGAUACGUUGACCAUCUUGUCCGGCCCAGAAGCCACUGUUCAAAAAGUUGAGGAUGCAAUGUCCCACUGCCAAUGGGUUCAUUUCGCAUGCCACGGCGUUCAAGAUGGCCUUAAUAGUAGAUUUAUGCUGCACGACGCCCCUCUCUCGCUGGAGAGGAUCAUGAAGCGAACAAUUCGCAAUGCGGAUCUUGCAUUCCUCAGUGCAUGCCAAACUGCUUCUGUUGAUACUCAGGUUCCAGACGAGGCGAUCCACUUUGCAGGUGGCCUUCUGUUUACCGGCUUCCGAAGUGUUGUUGCGACCUUGUGGUCCAUCAAUGACGACGAUGGUCCGGAAGUCGCGGGAAAUUUUUACUCCAAGCUGCGUGAGCGACACUCUGUUCACGGAGAACAAGCUGCUUUCGCAUUGCAUCAUGCAGUACAAAGAAUGCGUGUCAAAAACAUCGAGCCCAUGAGAUGGAUCCCAUUUAUUCAUGUUGGGCUGUGA